Molecule: messenger RNA, 279 nt
Organism: Lottia gigantea (owl limpet)
Lineage: Eukaryota; Metazoa; Mollusca; Gastropoda; Lottiidae
Exons: 1
Coding region: 1-279 (92 amino acids)
Source: RefSeq, a predicted model, not a curated record
AUGUAUAAAGGUUUAUCAAGAUGGCGUUUGUAUAUAAGUUUAUCUAUAGGAGUCUUGUAUAUAAGUUUAUCUAUAGGAGUCUUGAAUAUAGGUUUAUCUAUAGGAGUCUUGUAUAUAGGUUUAUCUAUAGGAGUCUUGUAUAUAGGUUUAACUAUAGAAGUCUUGUAUAUAGGUUUAUCUAUAGAAGUCUUGUAUAUAGGUUUAUCAAGAUGGCGUUUGUAUAUAGGUUUAUCUAGAGAAGUCUUCUAUAUAGGUUUAUCAAGAGACGUUUGUAUAUAA